Molecule: messenger RNA, 1115 nt
Organism: Populus euphratica (Euphrates poplar)
Lineage: Eukaryota; Viridiplantae; Streptophyta; Magnoliopsida; Malpighiales; Salicaceae
Exons: 2
Coding region: 229-909 (226 amino acids)
Source: RefSeq, a predicted model, not a curated record
GUCACUCAUCCAUCCAUCCAUGUAUAAAUAUCCCAUGAAAUCUCUGCCCCGGCCCAGUCUAUCUCUCUUAACUGAGUCCACAUACAAGCUCCCGUGUUGAACUUGAAUUCUUUUUGUCUCCCCCUCUUCUCUAUUCUGCAGCCCGCGUCUACAAAAUCAGGGAAAAUUAAGGAUCGAAAGGGGAGAACAAUUCUCGAUUACUCACUGGUUCCUUUGGGACUUGUUACGAUGGUGGCAUACCACGUAUGGCUUCUUUAUCGAAUCAUGAAGCACCCCACCAAGACUGUCAUUGGCAUCAAUGCUAUCAAUCGCCGCUUCUGGGUUAGAGCCAUGAUGGAGGACGUGUCCAAGAAUGGAGUUCUCGCAGUGCAGACGCUGAGAAACAAUAUAAUGGCAUCCACCGUCUUGGCAUCAACAGCCAUCAUGCUCAGCUCCCUUAUUGCCAUUCUCAUGACAAGCGGCAGCGGAGACAAAUCAGCCAGGAAUUUUGUGUUUGGGGACAGGAGUGAGUUUGGGUUGUCUAUCAAGUUCUUCUCAAUACUGGUGUGCUUCCUGGUGGCAUUCUUGCUGAAUGUGCAGUCAAUCAGGUACUACAGCCAUGCAAGUAUCCUCGUCAACGUGCCCUUCAAGAAGAUGUGCCCUAAUCAUCGCCAUCAGCAUCUCAGCACCGAGUAUGUGGCGAGGUCCGUGAACAGGGGUAGCUAUUUCUGGUCAUUAGGGCUGCGUGCCUUCUAUUUCUCGUUCCCACUCUUUUUGUGGAUCUUUGGGCCCAUUCCAAUGUUUUUGUCAUGCGCUUUCCUGGUAUCCAUGCUCUAUUUCCUGGAUAUCAACUUGCAAACUGGGUGGGCUGUUGGUGACGAGGACGACGAUGGCGGCCUCAAGGACGUGGGGUCCCAAAGUCAAGUUUGAUUUCUCUACUAGAGAUGUACUUGAUGUGUACUAGACUAAAACAACAACAAAUAAAGUUAGGGAUCUAGGCAGCAGCAGAAAGAAACAAACUGCAAUUCAUUUUCAAUACCAAAGUUGACUUGAAUUGCGUUUCAAUUUCCAAGAAAAAGAAGAGGCCGUAUCUGUGUUUUCUAUUGUUAUUUUGCAGACUAUGCUUGUGUGCGCAA